CAAUGUGUGAUGGACAGCUCCGCCCGCAAAACCAAAGCCUCCAGAAAAAGCCAACAGAUUUUCAACUCCAACUACUCCCAAGCACACAACCCAAACCUUCAAAGACCCACACAGAGAGCUAUGGAGUGACUCACUACCAUUUCAACUGUCUAAGUUUCUCCGAUUGCGGAACCUCCGAUGGCUUCAAUUUCCGGCAUUUAUUCCUCUUCUCCGACUCUGCAACCGCGGCUGAGACCGGCGGCGAGUCUAUUACGUAAAGACUCCGUUUCGUUUCCGACGGCCGGGCCCAGGCCCGGCGAUCGGAGCUUGUUCGCUCAGUCGGUGGCGCGGGAGAUCAAGGCCGAGUUGGCAAAGGUUGACGGCGAUGGCGCUGUGAUUAAGGAGAAGAAGAAGAAGGUUCUGGAGAAGGAUCCUCGGGCGUUGUGGCGGAGGUACGUGGACUGGUUGUACCAGCACAAGGAGCUGGGGCUAUAUUUGGAUGUGAGUCGGGUCGGGUUUACCGACGAGUUCGUCGCGGAAAUGGAGCCCCGGCUCCAGGCGGCGUUUAAGGCGAUGGAUGACCUGGAGAAAGGCGCGAUUGCGAAUCCCGAUGAGGGGCGGAUGGUCGGGCAUUACUGGCUGAGAGACCCUAAGCUGGCGCCGAAACCGAUACUCACGGUUCAGAUUGAGAACACGCUCGAGGCGCUGCUGAAGUUCUCCGGCGACGUCGUCAGCGGUAAGAUUAAGCCGCCGGCUUCUUCGGAGGGUCGUUUUACUCAGGUUCUUUCGGUUGGAAUCGGAGGCUCGGCACUUGGACCACAGUUUGUUGCUGAGGCAUUGGCGCCUGAUGUUCCUCCUCUUAAGAUACGAUUCAUUGACAAUACCGAUCCAGCAGGAAUUGAUCAUCAGAUUGCACAGCUCGGUGAAGAGCUGGCUUCUACUCUUGUAAUUGUGAUUUCAAAGAGUGGAGGUACUCCGGAAACUAGAAAUGGUUUACUCGAAGUACAGAAGGCCUUUCGUGAGGCUGGCCUAAAUUUCGCAAAACAGGGAGUGGCUAUCACUCAAGAAAAUUCAUUAUUAGACAACACUGCUAGAAUUGAGGGCUGGUUAGCUAGAUUCCCAAUGUUUGACUGGGUUGGUGGAAGAACAUCUGAAAUGUCUGCAGUUGGUCUUCUUCCAGCAGCGCUUCAGGGAAUUGACAUUAAAGAAAUGCUCGCUGGUGGAAAGUUGAUGGAUGAAGCUAAUAGAACCACUGUGGUUAAGAAUAAUCCUGCCGCCUUGCUUGCUUUAUGCUGGUAUUGGGCUACUGAUGGAUUGGGAUCCAAGGAUAUGGUUGUUCUUCCUUACAAGGACAGCCUAUUAUUAUUUAGUCGGUAUUUGCAGCAGUUGGUCAUGGAAUCUAUUGGGAAAGAAUUUGACCUUGAUGGUAAUCGGGUGAAUCAAGGACUUACAGUGUACGGAAACAAAGGGAGCACGGAUCAGCAUGCAUACAUCCAACAACUGAGAGAUGGCGUGCACAAUUUCUUUGUGACAUUCAUUGAAGUACUACGAGAUAGGCCUCCUGGUCAUGAUUGGGAGCUUGAACCAGGUGUCACAUGUGGUGACUAUCUAUUUGGAAUGCUACAGGGAACACGAUCGGCUCUUUAUUCUAAUGACCGAGAGUCGAUUACGGUUUCUGUGGAAGAAGUGACACCUAGAUCUGUAGGUGCUCUUAUAGCACUUUAUGAGAGAGCGGUUGGGAUUUAUGCCAUACUUGUCAACAUUAAUGCUUACCAUCAACCUGGUGUGGAGGCCGGGAAGAAAGCAGCCGGAGAAGUAUUAGCUCUUCAGAAACGGGUUUUAUCCGUACUUAAUGAGGCCAGCUGUAAAGAGCCUGUUGAGCCAUUGACACUAGAUGAAGUAGCCGAUCGGUGCCACGCUGCUGAAGAUAUUGAAAUAAUUUACAAGAUCAUCGCUCACAUGGCGGCAAAUGACAGAGCUCUUAUUGCUGAAGGCAGUUGCGGUUCACCACGGAGUGUCAAAGUUUUCCUCGGCGAGUGUAAUGUGGAGGCAUUAUAUUGAUUUCUUUCAUCUCCAAUCUCCAUGUGCCAUAGAAAAAAAUAACAGAGCAGAACAGAGAGUACAUCUCCAUGUGCCAUAAACGAAGAGAUCAUCUCCAUGUAUUAGCAAGCAUUAUUUAAUUUCAGCCCCAUUGUAUUUUUGUUAAUUUCAGAAUCGAGAAUCUGGUUAAAUUAAGCUUGGAAAUAAAAUUCCAGUACGAGGCUCUGUGAUUCCACCGUUGUCACAAACUACAGUUUCUAGACGUUAUUGGGGAAUAAGCUGGUUUAACAGAAAUAUUAUACAAAUUAAUCUUGGGGUCAUAA
Rosa chinensis is the source of this 2342-nucleotide messenger RNA. Its product is annotated as glucose-6-phosphate isomerase 1, chloroplastic. Lineage: Eukaryota; Viridiplantae; Streptophyta; Magnoliopsida; Rosales; Rosaceae. Bases 178 to 2040 code for a protein of 620 amino acids. The transcript is spliced from 14 exons. The record is from RefSeq and is a predicted model, not a curated record. Gene Ontology annotation, biological process: glycolytic process; glucose 6-phosphate metabolic process; gluconeogenesis. Gene Ontology annotation, cellular component: cytosol. Gene Ontology annotation, molecular function: monosaccharide binding; carbohydrate derivative binding; glucose-6-phosphate isomerase activity.